This is a messenger RNA of Drosophila persimilis, 1692 nucleotides long. RefSeq lists its product as uncharacterized. The record is from RefSeq and is a predicted model, not a curated record. The transcript has 5 exons. Lineage: Eukaryota; Metazoa; Arthropoda; Insecta; Diptera; Drosophilidae. Bases 185 to 1654 code for a protein of 489 amino acids.
AGGCGACAACUUACAGCUGGCCAUCUGCAAAGCUGGUUCCAUCUCCUAUCUGGAGAGGUUUAACAAAAAGAGUGAGCCGACCUGGAUGUUUGUAACGGUAAGUGAAUCUGUCGGCGAGAAGUCUAGUUCUGGCAUCUGGUAUCUGGUAUCUGGUACUUUAUAGAGCGGAAAGGCCAUCAAUAUCAUGUUCGGCACAGACGUGCCCAAGCUGGUGGCCAUUAUCACCAAGAUGCUACAGUCAACCAUUGCCAAGGAGGCCCAUCACUGCUACGAGAUCACCGAACUACAGCCCAUCGAACUGGAGCAGCAGGAGGUGAAGAACAAGGCGCUGCGGCUGGCCGAGGACAUUGAGCUGCAAGAGUGCAAGAGGAAGCGCUUAGAGUACCUGAAGUCUGUCACUGAUUGCAUAAUGCAGAACCUUCCCGAUAUUGGGAUAACUGUAUUUGGGCCACAAGUCAACCGGGAAAUGUUCAAGAAGCUCUCGGAGCCGGCCGAUCCUCUGAAGAUCCAGUGCAAGGAUCGCAAAGUCUUUGCCAUAACGCCCACUGACUUCACCACCGUGAACUUUGCAGCUGAGAAUCCACUGGCGAGCGACGUCAUCGAGCAGUUGUACGACAAGGAGCUGCUGAUGUGCUUCUGGAAGGUGGAGGAGGCUCUUGGCAGUCCGCCCAACGUGCUCCGGCAGUAUGCCCAUGAGCUGACCAAGGAAACCAUAAAGCCCCCGGAUGAGUUCAACGAGGAGGAGAUCACAGUACCACCCAUAAUAGUGCCGCUCGAGGUUAAUGUUGAAAUCCAAAGAGAAGUGUCCGAGAAAGAGGCAGAAAUAGUAUGCGUCGAACAGCGCAAUGAAGAGAAUAUGGAAGAAGACGAAGGCGAAGGCGAGAUGGACAACAAAGCAGUAGAGGCGCAGGACGAAGUGAAAUCGGAGGAUGCUAAAACUUAUAAGACCAUCCGCAUUCCUCCGAUUUGGGUGCCCAGUGACCAGCGCACACAUGCAGCUCUAAUUUACACAUAUUUCCGGGGGCAAACAGCCGCUUUCCUACCGCCCGAUCCUGUCCCGGAGCCACCGCACAUUAUAAUGACAUUCGACGCCUACAAGAAGAAAGAUUUGGACAGUAUUCUUGAGUCUUGCAGAGAAGACAUUCCGCUUUAUGGCUUCUUCACCAGCGACAAUCCUCAGACAGCGGUGUUCAUAGCCAAUUCGGUCGAGAAAUACAAUGCAAAACCCUACGUACCCACCGAUAAGAUCGUCCUGAAGGUGAACAAAGUCAAUACCCCGACUCUGCCCAUGUUAAUGGCUUACGGUCCGAGCUAUGUAAGCACCAACUCGGUCGUUGGCCACAAGGAGGCAUGUCAGUUUUUCCCGGACAAUUACAAAUCAGCAUUGCAGGAGGAGGCUGAACUACACGCAGUGAAAGCUGAGAAGCCAAAGAAACGCAAGAAGAACAAAAAGGGAGAUGGCGCAGCGGACAACGAAAAGGAAGACGUUGGUCCCUCUGAAGCCCAACACGAAUCAGAUGAAGCGGCAAAGACCACGCCAGAAGAAGGUGCCUCCACGACAAGUAGUGGGGAGGACAGCUGUGAGAGUCGCCCACCCACUGCUGAUGGCACCAAUUCCUCUGCAGACCGCGGCUCAGGUGACAUAUUAAAAUGAGGAAAAUGCUCCUCAGUUUAUAAUUGUAUUAAUUAUUA